Aspergillus oryzae RIB40 is the source of this 324-nucleotide messenger RNA. RefSeq names its product thioredoxin family protein. The record is from RefSeq and is a predicted model, not a curated record. Lineage: Eukaryota; Fungi; Ascomycota; Eurotiomycetes; Eurotiales; Aspergillaceae. Gene Ontology annotation, molecular function: protein-disulfide reductase activity. Bases 1 to 324 code for a protein of 107 amino acids. The transcript is spliced from 2 exons.
AUGGCUGAAGUUACUCCUCUUAACAGCCUUUCCGAGUUCCAAACUCUCAUCAAUUCGGGCCAAGUGGUCAUAAUCGACUUUUGGGCUCCAUGGUGUGGUCCAUGCCGAAUGAUAAGCCCAGUCUUUGAAAGGCUGGCCUCCGAUCCACAGUACAGUUCGAUCAAGUUUGUCAAGGUGGAUGUUGAUGACCAGCCGGAAAUUUCUCAAGAAUGUGGAAUUAGAGCCAUGCCAACCUUCAUGGUUUUCAAAGAUGGCGCGAAGCUGGACGAGUUUAUGGGCGCUCAUCCCAAUGGCCUACAUGACCUUGUUCAGAAGUAUGUAUAA